Molecule: messenger RNA, 931 nt
Organism: Eremomyces bilateralis CBS 781.70
Lineage: Eukaryota; Fungi; Ascomycota; Dothideomycetes; Eremomycetales; Eremomycetaceae
Exons: 2
Coding region: 276-881 (201 amino acids)
Biological process (GO): mycotoxin biosynthetic process
Source: RefSeq, a predicted model, not a curated record
GUGCCGGCCGUUAUUUGGAAUGAGCGAACGGUAAGUCAAGCCGAGAUCGAGCAAGCCAAUGCUUACUCGCUGUGGCAUAUUCUACCAUAAGUUGGUUCUAUAUCCCGGCGAAUCCUUGGAGAGAAAGGUUAGGAUUCUACAAAAUCGUUGUGACCAAGAACACUACCCCAUAAACUUCAUAUAUCAUCAGUUUCUUAAGCAUUUCGUUUUCUAAAUGGUGUUCGCAUUCUUGAACAACAAGACGCAGUCAUAUUCAAAGCUUGAAACAGGCGAAAAUGGCGAAGAAUCAGCUACUCACCAGUCACACCAAACUUUUGGACGUUGGAGAGCCGUCGUUGGAGUUCUUGUCCUCGUUUGUAUUUCCGCUGCCACUGGGUUCCUCACUGCAAAGUGGUGUGACUCUGGUCCAAAACACUAUGGCGAGCAUAUCAGCACCAUCGGGUUCCAUCACCACAGUAAUGAAAUACAACCGAACGUUUUCGGAUCCACCAUCUGAAGACACUUCCCAAGCUUGGAACGGGAUCUAUCCAAAAGGAGUCGGAUUUGUUCAGCACCCAACCCUCGCGCCUGAGCCUUCAGGCCUCUCUGUUUUCCAUCAACUCCAUUGUCUGGACGCUCUGAGGAUUGCUUAUUAUACCGCGCUGCAAGGCCAUCCUUCUCAUCCAACCUCACAUGCCGAUCAUAACGAACAUGAUGACCCCCACCAUGUGCGGCACUGUUUUGACUAUAUCCGCCAGAGCCUUAUGUGUCAUGCGGACACUAACUUGGAGCCUGUGGAUCCAAAACUUGGAGGCACCACAGGUUGGGGAAGUCCUAAGACGUGUCGAGACUAUCAUUCCGUGAAACAAUGGGCUAAACAUUGGAUGGCAAGAAAGGAGUGAUUGGAAUUUUCUUUGCGUUUAGGGUAUUCAAGAAUAUAAUUUGAUGAAUC